This is a messenger RNA of Endocarpon pusillum Z07020, 213 nucleotides long. RefSeq lists its product as uncharacterized. The transcript has a single exon. Lineage: Eukaryota; Fungi; Ascomycota; Eurotiomycetes; Verrucariales; Verrucariaceae. Bases 1 to 213 code for a protein of 70 amino acids. The record is from RefSeq and is a predicted model, not a curated record.
AUGUCCAUCAAGUUCGCGCUGAUGGUCGAGGUCCAGAAAACACUGACCGGCUACCGCUUCAAGCUUCAGUAUAAUAACCGCGCUUUGAGCAAUAAUGGGCAGGCUGAUGAGGUAGGCGAGCACUUUAAUGCAAUUCUAAAUUCGAUGGGAGAGGCGAAGAUGAAGACAGGGCUUUUGGUAGACUCGCCGCUGAAAGGUCUAUGGGAACUGUAA